GGAGAACAAAAAUGUACUCAGGGCACCUUGAUGUUCAGCUACUUGAAACUGUAAAAAUAGUAUCCAUUCAUUUGAACAUAUAUAAUCAUACAUAUAUCGUUCCUGGUAUCAUUCUUGGGAAUAUUGCUUAAUUAUUCCUACGUUUUUUGUCAAAUCAUUAUCAGAUAUCUCACGACAUCUCCCCACUGUCAUUCGGAAGCGGGGCACUUUUAUAUAUACAUAUAUAUAUAUAUUCAUCGCAUCUUCUCAGUCCGACUCUCUCAUUCCCUUUUACCCACCACAUAUUUCCAUAGACAAUCAAAAUGCCUUCUUCAGAUAUCAUCCACGAAUUCGAUACAAUCGAAGACACCAUCGCCGCCUUCAAAAAUGGCGAAUUCAUCAUCGUCCUCGACUCCACCUCGCGCGAAAACGAAGGCGACCUAAUAAUAUCCGCCAGCGACAUGACCCCCGAGAAAAUGGCCUUCAUGGUCCGCCACACCUCCGGCAUAAUCUGCACACCGAUCCCACCCUCUCUAACCACGCAAUUCGCGCUCCCCCAGAUGGUCAGCGAUAACGAAGAUCCCAACCGGACCGCCUACACCAUAAGUAUCGACGCCAACCACCCAUCGACCACCACCGGCAUCAGCGCCCACGAUCGCUCUCUCGCCUGCACCAUGCUUGCGGAUGCGAAAUCCGGCCCGCAGAAUUUCCGGAGACCCGGUCACGUAUUCCCGUUGCGGGCGCGAGAGGGCGGUGUUCGUGAGAGACCGGGUCAUACGGAGGCCGCGGUGGACUUUUGCAAAUUGGCGGGAAAGCCACCUGUGGGCGUUAUAUGUGAGAUUGUGGAGGAUGGAGAGGAAGUGGUGGGACAGGCGAUUAGGAAGGAGCCGGGAAUGUUGAGGAGAGAUGGAUGUUUGGCCUUUGGAAAGAAAUGGGGGUUGAAGACUUGUACGAUCGAGGCUCUAGUGGAGUAUAUGGAGGAGAAAGAGGGGAAGUGGGUGAAGGAUGGGGAGCAGCGUAAUGGAAAUGGGGUUUGAGGUAAGAAGCGAUCUAUAUGUAUUAAGAACGAUAUCAGGUGGAAUUGUCGAAAGGAAGAGAACGUGGAAAGAUAGCUGUUCCAAAGCAAUAGGGAGGAGAGGUAGACAUCUGCAGGAGAUAAAACGGAGAUGACAAAUUUGUUGGAUAGAUGAUGAGGAGUUUGACUGGUCCUUACUUGUAGUUCUAUAUGGGCUUGGUAUAUUAGAUUCAAUCGCCGCGAGGAGCAAAAAGGCAAAAUCUCAACAAUGGAAAUUAACUAGGUUUCGAAUGUUUGUCGAGCCUUUUCUACAUUUUUCUAAUCUCGCAAAUCAGAUAUAAUUUUGUCCAGGACCACAUCUCAAGAAGUUACUUUGCAUGUAUACGCAUUAGAUUUGAGUUCAUUGGAAAGAAGAAGACUCACAAAUGGCAUUGCAAAUACACAAUCAUAUCACAACAUAUCCUCA
Molecule: messenger RNA, 1460 nt
Organism: Botrytis cinerea B05.10
Lineage: Eukaryota; Fungi; Ascomycota; Leotiomycetes; Helotiales; Sclerotiniaceae
Gene: Bcrib3
Product: Bcrib3
Exons: 2
Coding region: 303-1016 (237 amino acids)
Biological process (GO): riboflavin biosynthetic process; aerobic respiration
Cellular component (GO): mitochondrial intermembrane space; cytosol
Molecular function (GO): 3,4-dihydroxy-2-butanone-4-phosphate synthase activity
Source: RefSeq, a predicted model, not a curated record